GAUGGCAGUUCGCGUAUGGGUGCUUGUUAAGACCAGACCGAUUUCUGGCAGUGUUAUUAAGGGCUAAUCAUUUCUUAUGGUCUACGACGACAUCGAAGAAGACGACGACGUAUGAAAUCACUCGCCUCGAUACGAGAGUGAAUAUCGGCCCUCGUCUUUUCUCAACUCCCCACAUUUUUCAUUUUACUUACGCUUGAGACAGCCACGGGCGAUUUGAGACUAUCAUAUCAUCGGCCAUCAUCGUUUGAGCGAGUAAAAAUAAUUCGUGACUCCACAUACAGAUCCAGAAUUGCUGCUGCCCGUUCGCUAAAAUCAGUGCUUCACCACAUUGUCGGAACCUGAAGAAGAUUUGGAAAUGGUGCUGGAGUUCACGAAUACUGACCUCGUUGUGAGGUAUCUGUAUCUAGGAACCCAGCGGCCAUUCUAUAUCCGAAAAACCCAACCACUCGACAUACCAUUGGCCAAGGAGACUCUACAGACUCCCCUGAAGAACCUUAUCGGUGUGGCUACAGCAAGAAAGCAAUUAGAAGCACUUAAGGAGGCCACCAAAAAAGUGUUAGAAUCCAAAACAACAACCGGAGCUGCCAGCAAAGAUGCCGUGGCAGUCAAAAAAGAGGCGGAAGAUAUCGGUCAAGCGAUCGAAGAUCUGGAAAAGGCAAUCAAAAGCGAUUUCAAAGAGAUGGACCCGGUCGACAUUCUUAGAAAGGUUUUGAGUUCCGGUACACUGUGGCGUCUCGAUGAAAGUCUUUUCACAAUCGCAUAUCUUGCCCGAACCCUGGAAGACCCGUCUGAGAAAAAUCGCUUGUACCAACUGAUCCCAGAGUAUAUCAAAACUUCAAAAGAUUUGUUCCAAUUUUUGUUCUUUUACAAAACGGUCUCGGCCAAGGACAACGGCAAAUGUUGUAUAGGGAACGGUGUAAAGAGCGCUUUGAUAAAGUGGUACGAUAAACAUACUGCUGAGCAGUUGGCUCAAAUGUUUGCCCUGGAAAGAAGCUGGUACGGUUGGUCUCACAAGAACGUCUUGGUGAUGAUCCACAUGAAAUUGGAAGACAAAGCAAAGAUGCAGGUCGUUGAUGUUGCAACCGGUGGCAAGGGCAUAGCACGAGGACCCAAGAAAGCCGAAUCCACCGAUGAGAAAUCGAGUGAGGAAGAACAAGAACAGAGUGAAGCGUUACUGGUUUAUAGGCGCUGGAAGAAGUUUAAAUCCGUUAACAACGCAAACGAAGCCUGUCAAGGUAUUCUGGAAUUCAACUACCCUUUUCAAUUGGUACCAACGCAGUUGCAUCGAGCAUCCGUCGUUUGGGAAACUAUUUUGCCUAAAAUGCCGUAUCGUGAUGUCAUCAAAUCUUCACUGGCGCUGCAAGACUACAAAAUGCUUAAAGAUGCUUCACGUUUAACGACCAUCUAUGGCAAUGCAGUGAAUUGCAUGACAGCCGUUAAGGAAUCGAAACUGCACCCCGUUUUCAUUUAUCAAACUAUGCGACUGUUUGAGGAACGCCAGCGGUAUCUAAACAUCGUGAAGGAGGCGGUGCAUUCGGUCUCUAAUCUUGGAUUGAAAAAUAUUACUGCUAAUCCGGCAGUGAUUAGACAUUUCUACAGCGCGUUGAACGAAUCGAUGCUGAACUAUAAACGUACCAAUCUCAAUUUCUUCAUCACCCUUGAUCUGAGAACCAAGCACAGCAGAAAAACGGUUUUCGGUAACCGGCUGAUGUCCUGCUCCGCAGCUUAUGUUCUGUGCACGCUGCCAAUCUUGAAACGGGAACAAUUUGUACGGGUGAUGACGUUCACCGAGCAAGCCGAAACCUUGAAGGACGUUGAUUUCACCCGGGAGAUGAAAUUCUUCGAUGCAUUCGAGCACAUCCAGGCUAAUUCAGCAAAGAAAACCAAAGUGGACAUCCAGCAGCCGCUAGAAUAUGCUUCGAAAGGCAAAAAUAAAGUUGACGUGUUCAUCACUAUCGUCGACUCGUUGAUACGAGUCAAUCCGCAGCGAACCUCGCCGGCUGAAAGAUUGUACAAGUACAAUCACGACAAGAAGGCCAAUGCUCGCUACAUCAUCAUCAAUUUGAGUCGCCACACGCAGGACUUGAACCAUCAGAACGAUCUGAAAGGUGUUCUAGAGCUGGUUGGAUUCAAUGAAGAUACACCGAAGCUGAUUGAUGCCUACAUCCACGGCUGUUUCAAUUAAACGCUGGCAUCUGAUAUCUAUGAAAGUAAGGUUUGAAUUACUAAUGUUUCUUAAGCUAAGGUUAUUAUCAUGCAGUAGUAUUCAUUCGAUAAGCUUCUCUAAUUUGACAACCUCGGAGUAUCAACCAUUACGAAAAAUAGUCUUUGUAGUAAAUUACACAAGACGUUUCGAAUCCAAUGAGCUACUCGAGUUGUCAAGCCCAGUUUCAAUAGAUCUAACGAAUAUCUUUGUAGGUGGGUAAACAAAAGUACCCCGUAGAAUUACUAUUUCGUUGGAAGCAAUCCAGUACUAUCGAUUUUAAAUUAGUUUUCAAUAAUCAGUUUUAAAUUAAUUUUUCAUUUCGAUUGAAAUUUAUAUUGGAAUUCAUGUGAUUUUAUGUCACCAUGCAUGAGUUGUAAAUUUUUGAAUAAAAAUUUCAUAAUCGGUGAUUAUUUGAAUUUCUGUUUUUUACAAUCUGAAAACUGGACUGAAGGAGAACCUGAGAAAUUUUAGUUAAACUAACUCUCAUUAUUCGUAUUACCACCAAUCAAAAAGAGAUUUUGUCUGAGCGCUGUUAUAAAUAGUGCUGUCCUAAACAGUGUGAUAUUUGGAAAUCCCUGCGAAAUCCAACCAAUUGCGUAAAAUUUACAUCAUAUAGAUCGACUUUUAUAAGCUGUGUACUAGAACACUCCUACUGAAUAUAGAAAAAAAAACUAAACCCAAAGAUUGAAGGAAAUUGGAAUAGAAACACACAAAAGCAUUCACAUGCACAACUGAAACUGACAUUAAAUGUUUCGAAACAGUAGUUAUUAUUCAAUGACCACGUUAUGUGUUUGGUUUUAUUUUUACUGUUAAUCGUGAAUAUCGAACGACCCAUAUUGAAGCUUGAAGCGAGUUCUCCUUCAGUCAUUGCUUCUGUAAACGAGAACUUGUUUUGAAGGAAUUAAAAAUCUGGGGGGUGGGGUUAUAAUUUUAAGCUAUCAAUAGGUAAAAUAUGUAUUCGAAGGUUGGAGGUUCCAGUUGCACUUGAUAACAUCCCUUAAAUAUGUGUAGAACUUUCACCCAAUAUAUACAUUUAACCACAUGAUUAGACACAUGAUGGUAAUAUACAUGAAAUGUAAAUUAUAUUAAUCCCUAAACACGAAACCCUGAGCUAACGUUUGAAUUGCACAUUUUUCUUCAAGCUACUUAUUGUUAGUGAGCAUUACCGAAUAAAAUUGAAAUACAAGCUAUUAAAGGCGAAGAAAAAUCACAGUACAUACGAACCUUUAUGUUGAAAAAAUUACUUGAAUUUUGACUUCAAACUUUCCUGGAUUUUUUUUUCUUCGUAAGGACACAUUCAAUUUUUACAGAAAAUUACUAAUGGUUGAAAAAAUCAUAGGGGAAUACAAAGAAAACUGUAUUUCAAUUUGAUUGUAUGCUUGAUUUUAUGAAGGCUUUCUUGUUGCGAUAAUAGGGGAUGUUCCGGAAUUAAAACCAACGUUGAAAUCAAAGUGCAUGCGAAUUUUUGUAAAGUAACACAAUAAUAUACUUAGUAGAUGUUUAUCUUGCAGGUUUUGUGUUGUACUAUGUGAUUGACGUAAAUAAUCGUAGAAAAAUAUAUUAAGCGAACUUGGAACAUUGUUGCUGCACUCGGUGAAAAAUCCAAAAGCAUCUUCUAUUUUAUUUUAUUUCUAAAUCUGUAUUGAAAUUUUAAGUUUACAGUAUGACCCAAAAAAAAUACGAAAAUCUGUCAUCAAGGUUCAAAAAUACUUUUCUUGAUGUUAGUUUUUUUUUUUAUUUACAACUAGUUUAUUAAAGGCCUUUUACUUUUACAAAGUUUAAAUGUGCCAAGGGUCUUUGUAUCACUGGUUAGUAGGGAGGGGGGCCGUAAUAGUCGCGGCGACUCAACAGUUAAAAAAAUUUUUUUUUUAAUAAGGGAAAAGGAAGGGGUUUAUAUGGUUUAUUCUUCGAUAUCAGCUUUCCAUUACAGGGCUUGUGAUAUAGCUCAGUUGGCAAGUCUGUUGUCUCCUUAGCCGAUGUCCGCGAGUUCGAGCCCAAGAGUAAACAUCGAACACAGUUGUACCGGACAAGUUUUUCAAUAACGAUCUGCCAACUGUAACGUUGAUAAAGUCGCGAAUGCCAUAAAGAUGGUAAAACGACUAUAAUCGAAACAAAAAAAAAAAAAACUUUCCAUUAGGGUCCGGUGGUUGCCUCCUGUAGCUGUGGUUAUUGAUGUUAGUUAACAUGAUUUAAAAACUUUUUUAUUCAUUCAGGUACGUGGACAAUCAUAUCAGGAAACAAUCACUCGAUAUGUCAACUUUCGUUCUAAACUACUCUCUCCAGGCGAGAUCUGAAUCGGGAGCAUAUCUUCGCAAUAUGAGCCUCUAACAUUGAAGCCCAUCCCUCAGAGAUGCAAGCCUUCAGAGAAUUGACACUUGAGUGAAAGGAUUCACAGACCUUCGCUUGAACAUACGCCCAUAUCAAAGAGUCGAGGGGGUUAUUUAUUUAUUACUAGCUGACCCGGUGUGCUUUGCUACACCUUCCAAAAAUUAUGGAAAUUUGUGGUCCCUAGUUAUUUAAUUUUUCAUUUAUUUGCACAGAACUCUAAAUUCAAUUUCAAUAUCAUUAAAAUGUUUUUUUUUUUCAAAAUAUAAUUGCAACGUUUUUUCUUUUGAAAUCUUGAAUAAUUUUUUUUAUUCCGUGUUUUAAUCUUUUUUAUGACUCUGGAUUUCUUUGCUUCAUAAGUUUAAAGCUUAAGCCAAUUUUUUUUUAUAUAUGGAAUCUUCGCUGUCCCUUUAUUUGUAGAAAGGGUCUCAAAAUAUCCUAGACAAAAUUUCUGUAGCAAAAUAACAUCACGGGAAACUCAUUCAACUUAUUCGUUCUCGAAUUAUUAUACAAAUUGUGAGAGUGACCCCCUCCAUCAUUCCUCUAAUUUUAAUGGAAGGAAGGGGGUCUCAUAACAUCAGAAAAACACUUCUUAUAUACAAAUACGAUUCCAUAUCAUGUAUGGAUUCAUUCUCGAUAAGCUCUCGAGCUAUUCAAAAAAUGGGUGACCCUCUUCUCACUAUAUAUCUCCCCUCUGACAGGAGAAAGAGGUCUCAAACCAUCGAAGGCACAUUAUCCGUACACAAAUAUGCUUACAUGCAAAUUCGGUUCCAUUUUCUCGAUUAGUUAUCAAAAUAUUUUUUAAAAAAUGUAUGAGUGACCCUUCCCUGACCCUGCCAAAUUUGGUUUCUUUUGCCUUAUUAGUUGUCGAGUUGUGCCAUAAAAUUUGUAUCUGAGCCCCUCUUGCUGCCUAUCACCCCCUACCUCAAAGGAGGCGAUCAAGAUCAAACAAUUCGUGUAUUCAAAUCCAUUUCCAUGCCCAAUUCUGAUCCACUUGCUCGAUUGUUAGAUUGUUUCCAUGUCAUAUUUGGUUCUAUUUGUUAGAUAAGUGCUUGGUUUAUGCAAGAUAAUCGUAUAUGAGCUCCUGUCCUCUCUAACUGUAUCCCCAAUUUAAGGAGAAAGAAGUUUCAAAUAAGUUAAUAAUCUUUUUACGUAUCCAAAUGCUAUCCCAUGCCAAAGUUGUUUCCAUUUGAUCAAGUUAUGCGAAAAAUAGUAAAGGAGCUCCCUCUCUCCUCCCUGUCACGCAACUGGAAGGAGGCAGUAGUACCAAAUAUUCACAGAAACAUUCCUUGUGUUCUAAUACCCUUACAAACCAACUUUCGUUUCAUUUGCUGGGUAAGUUCCCGAGUGAUGUAAAAAUUGUAUAGAAGCACCCUCCUCCCUCAAGAUUUUAUAACUUGAAGAACGGAGGGUUCUCAAAAUAUCAUAGAAACAUUUUUCGUAAUCAAAUACCUUCCCACACCAAAUUUGGUUCCAUUUGCUUAAUUAGCUAUCCAAUUAUGCUAAAAAUUGUAAAGGACUUUCUCUCUCCUCACUGGAAGAAGGGAAGGGUAGCAAAUAUUCAAAGAACUAUUUAUCGUACCCAAAUAAAUUUCCAAGCCAAAUUUGGUUUCAUUUGAUCGAAUAGAUUCCAAGUUAUGCAAUUAAAAAGGUAUGAAAACCCUCUCCUUCCUUCCUGUAUCUUCACUGUAAGGAGGGAGGGGUAUGAAAUAAUCAUAGAACCAUUCCUCGUAUUCCCCUCCCCUCCCAUGCCAAAUUUGGUUCCAUUAGCUUGAUUAGUUCUCCAGUUAUGUAAAAAAUUGUAAGGUAGCCUCCCUCCCUCCUUCCUAUCUCCUCACUGAAAGGAGGGAGGGGUACCAAAUAUUCUUAGAAAUAUUUCUCGUACCCAAAUACUCUCCCAUGCCAAGUUUGGUUUGAUUUGCUUGAUCAGCUCUGGAGUUAUGAAGACUUAUUACUUUUAUAUGAAAGACCCCCUCCCCCCUUCCUGUUAAAGGGAGGGGUCUCAAACCAUAAUAGGAACCUUCCCUGGCCUCCAAUACCCCCACCUGCCAAGUUUCAGGUAAAUCGGUUCAGUAGUUUUCGAGUCUAUAGGGAACAGACAGACAGACAGACAGACAGAAAUUCAUUUUUAUAUAUAUAGAUUUAUUUAUUAAGUCUUUGACUGCUGUCAUACAUACCGAGUGUUAAAACUAACUUAUGUUUAAAUUAAAGUUACGUUAAAGCUAGGGAACGUCACGGAUAGCACAUUUAAACAUUGAUUUUGAUACAUUGAAGUCAAACAAGUAUGACACAUCGUUGAAGACCUGACAACAUCGAUUAAGCGGGUGGUUUUGUCCGAAAACUGUUCUGCUUCUAGGUAGCCAGAAGGUUUGGUUGCGCAAACGACGUGCUGGGGCGUGCAAACUCAAGCUUUGGAGCAAUUGUGGACAAUCAACAGUGUUCGUCAGGAAUCGUAUACAAACAUUCGCUGCAAAUAUGUUCUUCUUUGACUCAGAGACGAUAUAGACAGAAGUGCGCACCUUUGUGGGUAAGGCGGUAGCCUUACGGGGUCUCGCCAGGGCAGUCGACGCAGUGCAUAACGAAGAAAUUUUUUCUGAAUUCGUUCGAUCCGUUCGAUAUGAACAGAGUGGUAGGGUGCCCAAACUGGUGCCGCAUAUUCCAAGACACUUCGUACUAAAGAGCAGAACACUGUCUUGAGAGCGUAUGGGUCCUCAAAGUUCAAAGUAUUUCGUCGCAGGAAUCCAAGCAUAGCAAAGGCCUUAGCUGUUGUUGUCGCAAUGUGCUGAUUAAACGAGAGCUUCUGAUCAAAGGUUACUCCUAGAUCCUUAAUGGUGACAACUCUUUCAAGCGGAGUGCCACCAAAAGCGUAUUCGAAGACCACGGAGGUUCUGGUUCUAAAAAAGCUGAUACACUUGCAUUUAUCGGCGUUUACUUCCAUCCCAUGUUUUCCACACCAUGCGAGUAGUCUAUUGAUGUCUUCUUGAAGCGCAGCACAAUCCACUCUGGAGUCAAUGGUCCUUUAGAUUUUCAAAUCAUCUGCGAACAGUAGUUUUGGCGAUUGAAGGAAAGUUGCUAGAUCGUAAUGAAAAUUACAAAGAUAAGCGGUCCCAAGUGACUUCCCUGUGGAACACCAGACGGCAUAUCGAAACUAGUAGAAUGAAUUCCACGAAUAUUUAUAAAGCCAUGACGAUGUAACAGGUAUGAAUGCAACCAUUUAGUUGCCCAUUCUGGGAAACCGUAGCGCUUAAGUUUCUCCAUCACGACCAUAUGCGGCACUUUAUCGAAGGCUUUGGCAAAGUCGACGUAUAUUGAGUCCACUUGCAGUUUUUUAUCAGUUGCAGCAUACAAUUCACUGGCAUAGCACAUCAAGUUGGUCAACGUCGAUCUUUUCCGGAUAAACCCUGUAACGGGUCACAGAAUGAUGAGUGAAAUUUAAUUUAACUUACUCUACUUUAGCGCCAAGCAACAGCGAAAAUCGCAAUUGCAUGUGGAGAAGCAUGUAAAGUUACGCCCGGUGAGACUUCUCAAGGCAGGUCCCGUACAAAAUUUAAAUUUAAAACUUCCAAUCGUUCCACGAGCACAUACAAGUUAACCCAACCCGAAACCAGAGAACCAAUGCGGGGCUUCAACUAACUGCGAUUAUCAGAAACCAAAGAUAAAUUUUCUAACCCUCGUCUCACGCUAUCAGGACUCUUUAGAUGGAUUAUCUUGUUGAGAGUUUCCUUUUCAACUCCACACGUAUUCUCGUAUUACGCAAAUAAACUCUUUCCCCCCAGCGGGUUUCGAACAAUCACUCAACAUAAAAAAAUCAAAUUAUCUGACCUGUUUUCUGCUGCGGUGCGUAGUUCCUCUCUCGGCAGCGGCUGUUGAUGGAUCCUUUCGCUGGCGCGCGUGUGUCCCGACUACGUUGGUGCACUUCCCUCGAGGGCGGCUAAACUUGAACUCACUUUCUGAACUGGGCGGCUGAUUGCUUGACCGCUGCUCGCAUGAGACUUACUGUUGGGUUCGAUGAUGGUACACGUCCGGUUUUGACGACCGACCACGUGCACCCGGAGAUCGCGGAUUGACCUCCGUUGGCCCGUAGGUGCUGAAUGGUCUAAAGACUCGCUUAAUGAGGCGGCGAAAACGUUCGCAACCCCGUUCACCUACCCAGGACAUACACCUUCACUUGUAAGAUAAGUCCUUCAAGUGAGAAUCAUUAAAUUAAUGUUAAGUUGUUCGAAAUAAUUGUUACACUGAAUGUUACCUUAACCCUACUCAGUAAGAGGUCAGGAUGUUGCGAUAAAUCUCGAGACGCACUAGUUUUCCUUUAAUUUUACUGCAAGUGUUACGUUUUUGUUAAUUUGAGCUUAUUUUUUCUAAGUUUUCUGCAACUUACGGAGUGAACUAGAAAACUCUCGCACAGGGCCGAGUUGACGUUCCAAUUGUAAAAUUCCGUAGUAACGUUUGGAAUUUUCCGCAAUUAUCUCAACUAAAAUUGUAAGUCACAUUUUAGACCAUAUCGAUUGCUUCUAAAGCUUCUUACUCACGUCCUCUUGUGAUUCGGUGUUCGCUCAAAAUAUACUUUUCACACUGCAGAUACGUCUGCCUUAUCCACCGAUCGAUUUGAGAAAAGAAGCUUGAAUCUUAUGGUCGAGGCUGUCAACCCCAAAUUUAUUCCCGAACAUUGCCCCCACACACACAAGUCCAUGUUUAUAUAUUAAAUUUCCAUACUGACAUCGGUUCUCUGAUUUUGAUCAGAUCAGAGCCGAUGUGCACAGCUUCACGAUCGAAUCAAAAUGGCUGGUUCCGAAACCGGCCGCUAGUGGCGCUGUGGUUGAUUAAAAUAAACUAAUUGCAAUGAUGAACUAAAUGAGAUAUGAUUUUUAUCGGCAACUCAUUUGUAACGUCGUUACAACCCGUGCUGGACUUCGGCAAGUAACGGUGUAGCUGCUGAAUAGAGCCUUUCGUACAUCAAAACUUCAAGCACUUUUGAAAAACAGCAGAGGAUUGAAAUUGGCUCCAAAUACUAUGACUCCAGCGGGAUUUUUUGUAGUAAACUUUAAUUUCAUUCUCUGUAACAUGCUUAUCCUUCAGGGGUGAAAUGUGCCGUUCUGUGCGUGAAUUGAAAACCAGAUCAAUCGAAAAAAGUUUCUCUUCUGAGAACACGACAAUCUGUUACUUGUUCUUCAACUUAGACAGAAAUUUUUUCGAGCGCCCAAGCCGCAGUGCUUGAAUUCGUUCUGUUUUCAAAUGGCGCUUUGCUCUUGCCUUUGAUGAUGCAUUUAAGUCAUCUUUUACCAAUCUUUGUAUGAAAUUAUUCGAGAUAUUUGCUUCCUUAGCCAGCUUCUGGAUUUAUCUUAGUGGACUCCGCUUCACUUUCGUCUUGACCAAUUUUAUCACUUUGGUUUUGCACUAACCGGCUUCCGUGGAUAUGGUCUAUCAAGCAGAGAACAUUUCACGCGGUAAACAGUCGCUAAAUGGCAUCCUACAGUCGCCACAAUUUUAUUGGGAGAUUUUUAGGCGAGAAGCAAACUGAUCACUGUCUCCUUGCGCACAUUUAGCCGAUAAAACAUAUAACGUAUUACUGCAUUAUUUACGUCAAUUGACAGAUGAAGGUUAGAUCUAAUACACCCACGAGAAAAUUUCCUUAAAAAUGAUCAAAAACAAUCCAAAAUAGAUUCCUAAUAAUUUUCUCUUUUUUAUGGGUCUUAGUGAAUUGUUCCGUUUUAAACCGUCGUAAACUUGUGGUUUUCAGUUAAGUUCAUAUCUAAGGUUGCCACAAUUUUUCCAGCACGUAUCCGAGCUGGACAAAUCCGGGAUAUUUUAUCUUAAAUCUGGCAAAAUCCGGACAUUUGAUUUCAAAAUUGUUGAUCAAAAUCCGAGCUAUAUCCGGGUAAAUUUGAUGGUCAAAACCUAGGAAUUACUCAUCAGAAAUGAAAAAAAUAACUUGAAAAAAAAAUGUAUUCAUCAAAAUUUAUCAGGAGAUUCCAAAUCACAUUUAAGGCUCUCAAAAAACCUCUCAAGCUUAUUUUUAUGAAACUAGUUCAAAAAACAAUUUACAACACAAUUUGUUUAUUUAAGUUUUAUUUGAGAAUGAGAAAGAGAAUAAAUCCGGUCUUUUGCCAAAUUUAGUAUUAAAUAUCUGGGCAAACCCGGAUAAAAUCGGGCAAUCUGGCAACCUUAUUCAUACCACUUGUCUGAUACUUAUUUCAUUGAAAAAUCUUAAUUCUAAUAAUAAUGAGAACCCCAAUAAAAUGUGCUUAUGUAAUUGUAACACCUUAAUUGAAACGUUUGAAACUUUGUGCCAACAAUGUUCCAGUUCAUAUACAUAGUUAACUCAGUCGAGAAAUCGUUCAUACAACUAGAGAUAGUGUUCUAGCAUAAACUCUUAAAAGGUACACAAUUUAAUAUCUAGUAACCACAAUUAUAAACUAUACGUACUAUAACUUUAAUUUUUACGUUAUAAAAAUAAUCUUUAUACUUCAGCUUAGAAUUUUUUUAAAAUACAAGCUUAUAUCCAUUUCAAUUCUGGAUUGGAUUUUUAUUUUGAUGGAGUAAGAUUACCUUUUAAGUUAUCCAUAUCAAUUUGAAUUUUUUCUUAUAUUUUGCCUACUUUUAAAUGACACGUAAAAGUUUAUCGAAACCUUUAAACUAUUUGUAUAUCGACACAGUUGAUUAUAUUUGAAUUAAAUUCAGGAAACAAACAGAAAAGAACUGGAAAAACACUGAAUCAAUAACCUUCUCGAGCUGUGAUUCGAUUAAAAAUCGUUUAGUAGUCAUACCAUAAAACAAAUCAUAAUCAACAAACAAAAAUGAUUCUCGCGAUGAAUCGGUUCAUUAUGUUUUAGCAAACCACUCGCCUUUCGCACAGUUAUCUGGAUAAAAUAAGUAUAAAAACCAAACUGUGAAACUCAAACACACGGAAGAUUUCGUUCGUAGCUCAAAUGGAUCAUUAAUAAACUUAAAAUAAACGGAAAAUUACAAAAUAGCAAAAACGUCAUACGAACAAGCGAAAAUUAAUUAAAAAAACGAAAUAUUGAUGAAACCAAAUAAUUCUAUAAAACAGAGAGAGAAUAAUCUAAAAACAAUUUCGUUCGAAAUUCGAAUAGACUGGAUUACAAAGUGCUUCUUAGAUUGAGACAAGCGGCUUAUAACAAUUUCGGAUCGGCGCUUUCGAACAGGAAACAUGUUAACUCAAAUAAGUAGAGUAAAUUGAAACCGACUGAAAUUAACAUUAAAUUGAUUCGUAUUCUUUAGAAUGUUGCCCGAGAAACAGCAAGAAACCCC
Molecule: messenger RNA, 11800 nt
Organism: Uranotaenia lowii
Lineage: Eukaryota; Metazoa; Arthropoda; Insecta; Diptera; Culicidae
Product: RNA-binding protein RO60-like
Exons: 6
Coding region: 356-2185 (609 amino acids)
Cellular component (GO): ribonucleoprotein complex
Molecular function (GO): RNA binding
Source: RefSeq, a predicted model, not a curated record